Molecule: messenger RNA, 1412 nt
Organism: Ochotona curzoniae (black-lipped pika)
Lineage: Eukaryota; Metazoa; Chordata; Mammalia; Lagomorpha; Ochotonidae
Gene: CCDC34
Product: coiled-coil domain containing 34
Exons: 6
Coding region: 24-1136 (370 amino acids)
Source: RefSeq, a predicted model, not a curated record
CCGGUUUGAACUUGGCGGGCCCGAUGUGGGCGGCGGGGCUCAGGCGGGCUUCCUCUCCCCGGCUGUCCAGCCAGCUGUCCGCCGACUCCAGGCCCCGGUCUCGGCCCCCCUCUGGCUCGUUCCCAUGCCUCCUGACGGGCGCCCGGGAGCAGGGGCUGGCGGUGGUGGCGGUGAUGUCUGAGUGCUCGGUGUCUCCGCCCCAGAGCUGCAGCAAUUCCACCAUGUCGCUGCUGUCGCCCCUCGGCCACCAGAGCUUCCCGUUUGACGAGGACGACGAUGACGGGGAGGAGGGGGAGGAUGAGGAAGACCUGGACGAAGAAGCCCCUGACUCAGAGUCCAAGGUGGCAAGCCUGAGAGGAUUGGAGUUACAGGGGUGCUCCAGCAUUGAAGAAGAUAACCAAGAACAAGAAAAACAGGUGUGCUUAGCGGAAACUAGCCUAACACCAUGGGAGGUGUGGUUUGUUGGCAAAGAGAAAAAAGAACGUGACCGGCUACAACAGAAAGCUCUAGAGGAAUUAAAUCGACAACUAGAAAAAAGAAAAGAAAUGGAAGAACGUGAAAAAAGAAAAAUAAUUGCUGAAGAAAAGCAUAAAGAAUGGGUGCGGAAAAAGAAUGAGCAGAAAAGAAAAGAAAGGGAACAAAAAAUUAAUAAAGAAAUGGAAGAAAAAGCAGCAAAGCAACUGGAAAAAGAACAUUUACAAGAAAAAGCGAAAGAAAAAUAUCAAGAAUGGUUAAAGAAAAAAAAAGCUGAAGAAUAUGAGAAGAAGAAGAAAGAGAUGGAAAAAGAAAAACAGCGACAAGCAGAAUUACAGGAGAAAAAAGAAACUGCAGAGAAAAAAUUUAAGGAAUGGUUGGAAAAUGCAAAAAAUAAACCUCGUCCAGCUGCCAAGAGCUAUGGUUAUGCCAACGGAAAACUUACAGGUUUUUACAGUGGAACUUCGUAUCCAGAACCAGCCUUUUAUAAUCCAAUUCCAUGGAAACCCAUCCAUAUGCCUCCUCCUAAAGAAGCUAAGGAUUUAUCUGGAAAGAAGAAUAAAAAACCUGUGAUAAGUCAGCCAUACCGGGCAUCCUCUCUGCUACUUCAUAAAGCCAGAAGCAAUCUUUGCCUUGGAACUUUAUACAGAGUACAAAGAUAGCAUAUAUGGGUAAUAGCAUGCUUUUUAUCUGGAACUAAUUGUUGCUAAAAAUCAAUUUUUUUUUUACUGCUCAAUCAGUAAGUGAAAGUUUGAUGUGAUUAUUGGCAAGUACCAAUUUUUUUUGCAUUUGUAGUUCUUAGAGUUAAUUGAGGAAGAUAUUUUCUACGUUUUUAUUUUUAGGGGACUUUCAAGGCUAGCCUUGGCAUGUCGUUUUACAGGAUAAGUGACUAAAUAACUAAUGAUUGUGACUGUAUUUAGCUUAUAUUAAAACUGUAA